AUGAAUCAAACAAAACGGAGCCCAGAGGGUUUAGGAAACUAGGGUUUUGCCACCUUUCAGAAGAAAAAAACCAGAAUCACAAACAAAUCAAACAGCUAACUCCACUCUCUCCGAAGCUCGCUCUGUGAUUUCUGAAGAUGGGAAGCAGCCAAGCAGCCGUGUCCUUCCUCACAAACCUUGCCCGAGCAGCCUUCGGCUUCGGUGUGGGCGCAACCAUCCUCAAUUCUUCCCUCUACACUGUCGACGGUGGCCAACGAGCCGUCCUCUUCGAUCGUUUCCGGGGAGUUCUCGACGAGACCAUUGGAGAAGGUACCCACUUCUUAAUCCCCUGGCUCCAGAAACCCUACAUCUUCGACAUCCGAACUCGUCCUCACACCUUCUCCUCCGUCUCCGGCACAAAGGACCUUCAAAUGGUGAACCUCACACUCCGGGUCCUCUCCCGCCCUGAAGUCCCUCGCCUACCCACUAUCUUCAAAACCCUCGGUCUCGAGUACGACGAAAAGGUCCUUCCUUCAAUCGGCAACGAAGUCCUCAAAGCGGUCGUCGCCCAAUUUAACGCCGAUCAGCUCCUCACUGAACGUCCCCACGUUUCUGCCCUCGUCCGCGAGAGCUUGAUUCAUCGCGCCAGGGACUUCAACAUUGUUCUUGAUGAUGUUGCUAUUACUCACUUGUCCUAUGGUUCUGAGUUCUCUAAGGCUGUUGAGCAGAAGCAGGUGGCACAACAGGAAGCGGAGAGGUCCAAGUUUAUUGUGAUGAAGGCGGAGCAGGAGAGGAGAGCAGCUAUUAUUAGGGCUGAAGGAGAAAGUGAGUCGGCUAAGCUGAUUUCAGAUGCCACUGCAGCUGCUGGGAUGGGUUUGAUAGAGUUGAGAAGGAUUGAGGCGUCAAGAGAAAUUGCUGCUACAUUGGCGAAGUCACCCAAUGUGGCGUAUCUUCCUGGUGGAAACAACAUGUUACUUGGGCUCAAUCCUUCUUUGACGCCUGGGCGUUGAUCAUGGUAUGUUUGGGGUAUGAGAUUUUCUUCCAAGAUCACCUGCAACAAUUUUCUCCUCAUGGCCGAAGAUAAGAGGAUGCAGAAAAGCAAAAAUAAUUUGGAUUGCAUCAUUUUUGCAAUAUAUUAGAACAUCUGGAAGGAAAGAAAUAGAAGAAUUUUUGAAGACAAAUCUUAGCCAAUGGACAGGAUAUUGGCGGCAAUUAGCAAAUUCGUUGGAGAGUGGGUGCUGAUGCUACCGAAAUUUACACAAGUCUUAAAGGAGGAUCUUGGGGAUAAACUUGAGGAAGUGUUGGGGUUUCAAUUGUGUAAUUUGGAAAAUCUUGUAUGAUUAGUUUAGCAAUUUUCGGUUGUUUUCUUGUAUGUGGUGAUUCCUUAUCACCUAUCAGGAUGUAUCCCUUUUUUUUUCUUUUAAUGAAAUUUCAUUUUUACUAUAAAAAAUCUAACUGUUGCCUCUUGCACCCCACCAAUGUAUAUGUCUACUCUAAUAGACAACUCUGGAUUUUUCUUGAUCAUUUAUUAAUUUGUAGGUUAAGGGUUGGAA
This is a messenger RNA of Nelumbo nucifera (sacred lotus), 1532 nucleotides long. RefSeq names its product prohibitin-3, mitochondrial. Gene Ontology annotation, cellular component: membrane; mitochondrion. The record is from RefSeq and is a predicted model, not a curated record. Gene Ontology annotation, biological process: mitochondrion organization. Lineage: Eukaryota; Viridiplantae; Streptophyta; Magnoliopsida; Proteales; Nelumbonaceae.